This is a messenger RNA of Rhagoletis zephyria (snowberry fruit fly), 948 nucleotides long. The record is from RefSeq and is a predicted model, not a curated record. Lineage: Eukaryota; Metazoa; Arthropoda; Insecta; Diptera; Tephritidae.
AUGGACAACCAAGAUGAAACUUGUUCAUUUAUCGAAGCAUUGUACGCCAAAUACUGUGAUGACCGACCGGUGGAAGAGAUUGAACUGGUGCAGAAGGAACCAGGACACCGGCGCGUUACCGAGUACAUCGGUUUUGACAAGCUGAUGCAAAGUCUGAAGAAUGUGACCAAUUUGCAGCACAUUAAUCUGGCAAACGCUCGCAUUUCUUCCUGCGGAACCCUUGACACACUCGAGUUAUCUCACUGCAAAAUUAACUUUAUUUCAUUCUCCGAUGCAAGUGAUCUCGAAAGCAAAACUAAUUUGUUUCCUGCUCUGAGUUGGCUCGAUUUACAAAACAAUCAAAUUAAUGACUGGAAAUCGGUGGCCGAACUGAAUCGACUCAAGUCACUUCGAACAUUGAUAUUAAAGAGAAAUCCCAUUUAUGACAUGAACCAAUACUACUAUAAUUUUAAUCAUGUCAUCUCGAGAAUUGGCAAUGUAACAACGCUAGAUCGAGAACCUGUGACGGAGGCGCUUCGAAAAGACGGAGAAAAGUAUUACCUAAAGACUAUUUACCCUGAAUACCUAAAAAAGAGUGAUUCAAAGGAAAGAAAGUCGUUCCUAGAAGAGAAUCCACGUAUACAUCAACUGAUCGACAAACUUGGCGAACCGGUUGUGGCAGUUGUGCAAACGAAAAGGGACAAGAUAAAACAAAAUUUUAUAACUCUGAAAAUAGCAGACACUGAAAAUCCCGACGAAAACAAAAGACAAAUUCAAAAACAAGUCCCUGUUUCAACUAAAGUUUCAAACUUGAAAUUUAUUCUCCGACGAUUACUGAAAAUCGAUAUUGGUCAGGACUUUGAGUUAAUUAUUUCAGCAGAGAACUACGCUGAAGAAAUGCAAGAUCGGAAUGAUAUUACUACGUACCGAAUCGAAGAUGACCACCUGAUCAAAGUGAAGAGGUCUUAA